AUGGCUGAAAUCGACCAAUUUGACAGUGCGCUGGACCUCCUCCGGCGGCUCGAUCCCAAACACACCACCUCACACCUCAACUCGCUCAUAACGCUCGUCCCCUCCCUAACCGAAGACCUCCUCUCCUCCGUCGACCAGCCUCUCACCAUCGCACGGUGCCGCAAAACCGGCCGCGACUACCUCCUCUGCGACUACAACCGCGACGGCGACAGCUAUCGCUCGCCCUGGUCUGGCGAGUUCGAGACACCACUUGGAGGAUCUGGUGUGGGUGGUGUGGAUGAGCAGGGGAAUAAUGAUGGGGCGGGGGAGGGAGCUGUGCCAAGUGAGCGAGUGAGGAAGAUGGAGAUUAGGGCGAAUGAGGCGUUUGAUGUCUAUAGGGAGCUGUAUUAUGAGGGGGGCGUGAGCAGUGUCUACUUUUGGAAUUUGGAUGAUGGGUUUGCGGGGGUAGUUCUGCUGAAGAAAGUUGCAACACCAAACACCAAAUCCGAAGGUACAUGGGACAGCAUCCACGUCUUCGAAGCCGUCGACCGCGCCCGCACCGCACACUACAAGCUCACCUCCACCGUAAUCCUGCACCUCUCGACGUCAAGCGACUCUCUCGGCGCGAUGGACCUCUCUGGUAACAUGACGCGGCAAAUCGAAUCCGACCUCGCAGUCGACGACGAUACCAGCCACAUUGCCAAUAUCGGCAAGCUGGUCGAGGAUAUGGAACUGAAGAUGAGGAAUCUGUUGCAGGAGGUGUAUUUCGGGAAAGCGAAGGAUGUGGUUGGUGAUUUGAGGAGUUUGGCGCCGUUAACGGAAGCGAAUAAGGAGAAGAGUGCGCAUAGGGAGGUGAUUGAUUCGAUGAAGAGGUAG
Messenger RNA from Cadophora gregata, 855 nucleotides. Its product is annotated as F-actin-capping protein subunit beta. Gene Ontology annotation, molecular function: actin filament binding. The transcript has 3 exons. The record is from RefSeq and is a predicted model, not a curated record. Gene Ontology annotation, biological process: barbed-end actin filament capping; actin cytoskeleton organization; cell morphogenesis. Gene Ontology annotation, cellular component: F-actin capping protein complex; cytoplasm; actin cortical patch. The coding region runs from base 1 to 855 and encodes 284 amino acids. NCBI's taxonomy places the organism in Eukaryota, Fungi, Ascomycota, Leotiomycetes, Helotiales, Ploettnerulaceae.